AUGAGUUGCUUGGCAGUGGUGGUCGAUUGCGAUGCGUGUCACUGGGGCGAGCUGGUCGAGAAGGAGCAUGACGAGGGAGUGGUGGGCACACUCAUCGAUGCGGUCGUCUCGUACGCCACGGCGCAUCUCUCGCUAGCCGCAUCGAAUCGGGUGGCAAUCGUCGGUGUGGACAGUGCGCUUGAAAAACCAACCAUUUUUGCAACACAUACAUCAACAAAUGUUUGUUUACGCCACUGUUCGUUUGCUAACUUCAAUUACCACAAAUUUCACUAA
Messenger RNA from Gongylonema pulchrum, 273 nucleotides. Lineage: Eukaryota; Metazoa; Nematoda; Chromadorea; Rhabditida; Gongylonematidae. The record is from the annotation of a GenBank genome assembly.